AUGGACCGGCGUAAAAGGUCGAGAACUCACUCAACGCAGCCGCAAGCGGCAACGAGACCGCCGCCUCUGCUCAGCGUCCCCGGCGAGAUCCGCAACGAGAUCUACGAGUACCUCGUCGUGCUCACAACUCCGGUCUGCAUCUUCCGCGAGAAACAGAAGGCGGGCGGCUCGGAUGCCGACCGUGAGCCGGCCCCGCUCGCCUCCGUCCUCGUCCCGCUCUUCCUGACCUGCCGCCGGCUGCACCUGGAAGCCAGCGCCGUCUUCUACUCGCGCAACUCGUUCGCCCUGCCCGCCAUCGCCUCCCAGGCCCCGUACCAGAUCCAGACCAACCUGCUCUUCCGCUUCUUCCUCGACCGCAUCGGCCCCCGCAACGCCGCCCUGCUCCGCCACCUGGCCGUGCCCUUCCCCGCCUUCGACGGCCCCGGCGCUGCCGCCGGUCCCGCCACCGCCUCAGCGUCGCUGCUGAUCCAAGCGCUGAGCGCCCGCUGCCCCAACCUCGAGACCCUCGAGCUCGACCUGCGCUGGGACAGCAGCCGCUGGCUGCGGCUGCUGCGCCCGCACACGGCGACCGUGCGCGCGCUGCUGGCCCCGCUGCACGACGCGCUGCGCGCCGCGUUCCCCGCGCUGAGCCGCGUGCGCGUGCGCCUUGCCGGCGGGGAGCGCGCGUGGAGUUUUCUUGCGUGGCAGGAUGCUACGCAGGCGGAGGUGGUGAGGAUUUCUGCGGCCGGGUGGGAGUGGGUGAGGGGCGCGCUGGAGGGUGGGGUGGGGUGGGAGGUGGUGCUCGACGACGACGACGACAAGGAGGAGGAGGAGGAGGAGGAGGCCGGGGAGGGGCAGCGUGCGACUGCCGGCGGCGGCGGCGGCGAGGAAGGGCACGACGGUGCUGCCGGGGACGGCUCGGGCUGGACGGCCCUGUGGCACCCGCCCAGCCCGCGGCAUGCGGUCUGGCUGCUCUACGCACCGCCGGCGAUGGUUGUGCGGUCCGAGAUCCACGACCAGUGGACAUUGCUGGAAGUCAUUAAGUUCAGGCUCUACUACGCGCGCGCGUGGCUCAGGUCGCCCAACCAGGCCGCGCAGGACAGGAACGAGGCGGACGAGUGGAGGGAGUGGCGGCGCACUAUGAUCGCGAAGGCCGGGCCUAUCCGCGUGCCCUUGUAUUGCACGCGAGCUGGAGCUCCGCCCGUGCAUACCGGGAGGUGGAGGCGGAGGAGAGCUCUGAGCUGGCUUUCUGGUGUUCUUUGA
Thermothielavioides terrestris NRRL 8126 is the source of this 1242-nucleotide messenger RNA. RefSeq lists its product as uncharacterized. The transcript has a single exon. The record is from RefSeq and is a predicted model, not a curated record. The coding region runs from base 1 to 1242 and encodes 413 amino acids. Lineage: Eukaryota; Fungi; Ascomycota; Sordariomycetes; Sordariales; Chaetomiaceae.